Molecule: messenger RNA, 2255 nt
Organism: Euleptes europaea (tarantolino)
Lineage: Eukaryota; Metazoa; Chordata; Lepidosauria; Squamata; Sphaerodactylidae
Gene: IL17RD
Product: interleukin 17 receptor D
Exons: 13
Coding region: 324-2111 (595 amino acids)
Molecular function (GO): interleukin-17 receptor activity
Source: RefSeq, a predicted model, not a curated record
AGGCUUGCGGCUGGAGGGGUGCGUCACCAUUUGGAAAGAAUACUGGGCUCCUCAAUAUCACCUUUAAGUAUGACAACUGUACACCUUAUUUGAAUUCAGUGGGGAAACAUGUGAUUGGUGAUGUACAGAACAUCACUAUUAGCCAGUAUGCGUGCUCUGAUCAAGUUGCAGUGACCAUACUGUGGACAGCAAAUCCCAUUGGAAUUGAAUUUCUGAAGGGAUUUCGAGUAAUACUUGAAGAGUUAAAGUCGGAGGGAAGACAGUGUCAGCAGUUGGUUUUAAAAGACCCAAAGCAGCUCAACUCAAGUUAUAAAUGGACUGGAAUGGAGUCUCAGCCUUUUCUAAAUCUGAAAUUUGAAACGGAUUAUUUUGUAAAGAUUGUUCCUUUUCCUUCCAUUAAGAAUGAAAGUAACUACCACCCAUUUUUCUUCAGAACACGGCCUUGUGAAUUGCUUCUGCAGCCUGAAAAUCUUGCCUGCAAACCUUUUUGGAAGCCAAGGAAUCUGAAUGUUACCCAGCAAGGUUUUAAUAUGCAUGUAUCUUUUGACCAUGCACCACAUAAUUUUGGAUUCAGGUAUUAUUACCUGCACUACAAACUGAAAAAUGAAGGACACUUCAAACAGAAGGCUUGCAAACAGGAGAAAAAUACAGAUUUCACAAGCUGUAUUCUUCAGAAUGUCUCACCAGGAGAUUAUAUAAUUGAGCUGGUUGAUGAUACAAACACAACAAGGAAGACAAUGCAUUAUGCGCUAAAGCCAGUUCAUUCCCCAUGGGCAGGGCCAAUAAGAGCAAUAGCAAUUACUGUUCCCUUGGUUGUCAUCUCUGCAUUUGCAACCCUUUUUACAGUGAUGUGUCGUAAAAAGCAGCAAGAAAAUAUCUAUUCCCAUUUAGAUGAGGAAAGUUCAGAAUCUUCAACCUACUCUGCAGGCCUCCAUGUGGAAAGGCAACGGCCCCGGCCCAAAGUGUUUAUUUGCUAUUCCAAUAAAGAUUGUCAGAAGCACAUUAACGUCAUCCAGUGCUUUGCUUAUUUUCUUCAGGACUUCUGUGGUUGUGAGGUUUCUUUGGAUUUAUGGGAGGACCUGAGGAUUUGUAAAGAAGGGCAGAAAGAGUGGCUUCAUCGAAAAAUCAAUGAGUCGCAGUACAUCAUUGUUGUCUGUUCUAAAGGAAUGAAGUACUUUGUGGAGAAAAAGAACUGGAGGCACAAAGGAUCCAAGGAGAGGGAUUCUGGGAAAGGAGAACUCUUCCUGGUUGCUGUGUCAACAAUAGCAGAGAAGCUGCGUCAGGCAAAACAGAAUUCACAUGACCUCUGCAAGUUCAUAGCAGUUUACUUCGAUUACUCAUGUGAGGGUGACAUUCCUGGUGUUCUGGAUUUGAGCACAAAAUUCAAGCUCAUGGAUAACCUACCUCAGCUUUACUCUCAUUUACAGUCCAGAGAUCUUGGCCUUCAUGAUUCAGAACUAUAUCCUGUACAUAUCAGCAAAAGAAAUUAUUUCAGGAGCAAAUCUGGGCGGUCCCUUUAUGUGGCCAUAUGCAACAUGCAUCAGUACAUUGACCAGGAGCCUGACUGGUUUGAGAAACAGUUUGUUCCUUUUCUUCCGGCUCCUUUACAAUACCAAGAGCCUGUGAUGGAAAAAUUUGACUCUGGAUUGGUGCUAAAUGACUUAAUCAGCAAACAAGUGGCUGAUGGAGAUUUCUACCUGAAAGCAGAUGCAAAUAUUAUCCCGUCUUUAAAUUCAGACUCUCACAGUAUGAUGCAGAAUUUGAAUCUUGGAGAGGACAGAGAGUCUGAGGAUAUUCAAAAUACCAGCUCCAUUCUCCAACCCUUGUUGCAUGUUGUGAAAGCUGCCAAUCUUCCAGAUAUGCCUCGGGACUCUGGGAUUUAUGAUUCUUCUGUUCCUUCUUCUGAGUUGUCAUUGCCUCUAAUGGAAGGUCUCUUAGCAGACCAUACUGAAACCUCUUCAAUUACGGAGAGUGUCUCCUCUUCGUCGGGACUGGGAGAAGAAGAACCUCCCAUGCUUGCUUCAGCUAGCAACCUUGUACCUGAAAUAUGUAAAGCAGAACUUCAUUGCCAUAUUCUCACUGAUGAACUGCAGGCAAUUGCACCUUUAUAACAUGUUGCAAGAUUUUUAUGCAUUGCCACUUUAUCAACUUCCUCGGUGCAUGCAUUAUUCUCUACGUCAUCACAGCCACUUGACUGACUUGAAGGAAUGGAUGCUUUCCUGGAGGAUUACCUGUUACUUCCAUGGGGAGUUUAU